UCUGUCGAAUUUUUGUUACAAGUGAACAAAUUUUCCAGGAUUGUCAACAUAGUUUACACACUACGUACUUUGUGAGAUAUAGUUUUAGUAUAACUACAGAUCGCUUCACAUAAAUUUGACGUUUUAGAGUGUGUACAUGUUCGACCGAAUACUGUGUUGCGGAUCAAAGGAUCGAAGUAUGAUUUUGGGUUAGAAUUUCGUAUCGAGUAGUCGUGUUAGUCAACGGCCACAUCGUAGUAUCGUAGCAAGAGCAUAUAUUUUCUUGCCUUUUGUAUAUGAAUUAAGUAUUAUACUUUUUGGAGUACACGUUCGAACGUUAUUUAAACGGUAUGGAAGUCGACGAAAAUAACGCAACAGCUCCAUCAGAGACACCGAUGGAAGUUGACCAGGAUAACACUGAAAAGAGUUCUAGCAUUUCAAUGAAUCCUUCAAGUGCUAUUAAAGUGAUGGCAUCCUCUGGUACCGUUGGAUCUGUAUCUAUUAGUCUUCAUCCAUUGGUUAUAAUGAAUGUUAGUGAACAUUGGACCAGACUUCGUGCUCAAGAAGGAACAGAUCAAUUAGUGUAUGGCGCACUGAUCGGUAAACAGAAAGGACGUAAUAUAGAAAUUAUGAAUUCCUUUGAACUUAUGUUUACAUGUAUUGGAGAUGAUGUUAUAAUAGACAGAGAUUAUUAUAAUACCAAAGAAGAACAGUUUAAACAAGUGUUUAGUGAAAUGGAUUUUCUGGGAUGGUAUACAACGGGGGAUAUGCCAAAUGAAAGGGACAUUAGAGUGCACAAGCAGCUUUGCGAGAUCAACGAAAGUCCUGUGUUAUUGAAACUCGAUCCCAGACCAAAAAAUACAGAUCAAUUGUCUGUUUCUAUGUUUGAAUCUGUGAUCGAUUUGGUUAAUGGGGAAGCUACCAUGUUAUUUGUUCCAUUAACUUAUACACUGGCAACAGAGGAGGCAGAAAGAAUCGGCGUUGAUCACGUCGCGAGAAUGUGCAGUAACGAUCAAGGGGAGAGUUCGUUGGUUGCCGAGCAUCUAAUUGCACAGCACAGUGCUAUAAAAAUGCUGCAUUCACGGGUGAAAUUAGUCUUGAAGUACGUACAAGCAGUGCAGAGCGGCGAAGUGAAAGGAAAUCACGAGGUGUUGAGAGCCGCUUGUUCAUUGGGACACCGAUUGCCAGUUUUAAAUAAUCCAAAAUUCAAAGCUGAUUUCUAUAACCAAUGCAACGACUUUGGUCUGAUGACUUACCUUGGUAUCAUAACAAAAGAUUGCAACAAUAUUAAUCAGUUUGUUAAUAAAUUCAAUAUUUUAUACGAUAGACAAAGUGUGGGCCGUCGUUUACGAUGUCACUUUUUGUGAUGAGUGAAUAGAAGCCAUUGUUUUUUUUUA
Nomia melanderi (Alkali bee) is the source of this 1376-nucleotide messenger RNA. RefSeq names its product COP9 signalosome subunit 6 (gene CSN6). Gene Ontology annotation, cellular component: COP9 signalosome. Gene Ontology annotation, molecular function: protein binding; metallopeptidase activity. NCBI's taxonomy places the organism in Eukaryota, Metazoa, Arthropoda, Insecta, Hymenoptera, Halictidae. The record is from RefSeq and is a predicted model, not a curated record. Gene Ontology annotation, biological process: protein deneddylation.